Molecule: messenger RNA, 966 nt
Organism: Aureobasidium namibiae CBS 147.97
Lineage: Eukaryota; Fungi; Ascomycota; Dothideomycetes; Dothideales; Saccotheciaceae
Exons: 1
Coding region: 1-966 (321 amino acids)
Source: RefSeq, a predicted model, not a curated record
AUGGAGGCAGAGUCGCUGUCCGUCCCACUCGAGCCCACAGUCGUGUCCCCAGGAUUAGAUAGAUCCGGAUCCGCAACACCACCAGACGGAGAGCCUUCCUCCAAAAGACAAAAGACGAGGGGAUCACCACCUCCCAGGAAAUACCCCAAACCUUCACCACAUGAUGGACUGCCUCAUGAACGUAUGCAUGCAUUUCGCCCCGAAAUGCUCAUGACAAUCAACAAUGCUUCCGUCCUCGAACUCUGGGCCGCAGUCGUGACCCGGAAACUGCACUCUGACGUGACUUGGGAAACAUGUCUGAGUGCCGGCAAAGCGAUUUGCGGGAUGGUCAGAGACGGCGCCACAUACCACAUCAAUCGCCACAGAGAUAGGGUCAAGCAGGGCGAUGCACUAAAUCACGUUUCCGAACUGAUUACCAUGCGUUUCAAUCUGGUGCUCCAAAACGAUCUAGUGCUGGUUGAUGGGAAACCAGUACCUGGUGAUGAGGUAAUCUUGAAAGACAAGUUUGCCACAUCCGAAAACUACAAGGAGAUGAAAGAGUGGUUGGAAGUCACAGCAAAAGCUUUUUCCAUAGAUUACCUGGAAGAGAGAGCUUUGAACAUACUCGACUUCUUCAAGCCAUGCAUCAGUCCAGGACUGGAUCCUUGGAACACGAAUACCAUGUUCAAUUGUAUGGCACUUUUUCAUUCUGGACAUGAAUACGGUGCGGAAGACAUACGUUGGUUCCAGCGUAAAGCAGAGCAGGAGGAGAUGGACUUCAUCGAGGAAGAACGGCUAAGAGCUCUUGAGGCAGCAGCAGCAAAGAAAAGGGUCACCAGGAUCAAACCAAAGCCCACUCCACGGCGUGAGACAAGAGCAGAGGCUGCGAGAGCAGAGGCUGCGUCUCGUGGGGUGUUGUCGUCGAAAGUGUUCACCACAUCACCGAAUCCACGGCAACGACGUCAUGGCAGGCGUGUCCGAGGAUGA